Pollicipes pollicipes is the source of this 1966-nucleotide messenger RNA. RefSeq lists its product as uncharacterized. The transcript has 7 exons. The coding region runs from base 39 to 1301 and encodes 420 amino acids. Lineage: Eukaryota; Metazoa; Arthropoda; Thecostraca; Pollicipedomorpha; Pollicipedidae. The record is from RefSeq and is a predicted model, not a curated record.
UCGGAGCGCGCGAGCGGUGCGCCUGGUCAGCAGCUGAGAUGCAGAGCGCGGCGGUGCUGGUGCUGUGGGCGGCCGGCCUGGCGACGGUGGCGGCGGCGACGGCCGAGGAUCGCUCGGCACGCUCGGCGCAGUGCAGAGCGAUGUGCCUAGACGAGUACCACAUCGGGAGAACAGCCUCGCACACCAAAUGCUUGCAGAACCAGUUUUGUUUUAUGUGCUGGGAGAAAUGCGCUUCCCUGCAUGACGUACUGACUGCCAAGUUCACCUCCUGCGAGCACGUGCCCGACUGUGUAGACGCGGGAUGCCAGAUGGCGUGCAGGUUUCACGCGUCUCCGCCGAGCGCGCCGCGGGUGCUCUCGCUCCGCCCGGCGCGGCUGGAGGUGGAGUUCGGCUGGUCGGAGGCGCGCUGGACUGUGCUGGAGGCGGACGCGGCGCCCCGCCACGGCAGCGUCGUCUACCUGCUGCUGGCCAAGACCGGUGACCAGUGGAAGGAACUCGUGCAGACGCCGGAGGCGAGCGUGGUGCUGAUCAACCUGCGGCCGGGCACUGCGCUGCGCCUGCUGGCGAUGACGCGGCACGGCCAGCUGUCCGCCCUGGAGACGGUGUUCGCGCCCACUGAGCCCGACCGGCUGGUGCUGGACGUGCAGGAGAAUCAGCUGGACGAGGAGCAGCGCCGUCUGCAGACCUACCAGAUCGAGAUCCCUGGCGCCUGGCUGCUGGAGACGGUGUCGGUGGCGCGGGACGACAACAUGGUGCUCGCCGAGGUCAGCUGGGAGCCGCAGACGGCCGGGCCGGCCGAGUACCUCGUGACCUGGGAGGUCAGCGGCGGCGGCAUCAAAGGCCACCUCUACACGGACAUGACCUCGGUGACUCUCAGCCUGUGGCCUGAGUCCAUAUACAACAUCCAGGUGGAGCUGAUGUCGGUGGAGCAGGGCGUGGAGCCGCUGCGCUCGGUGCCGCUGGUGAUCAGCACGUACAGCGUGGCGGCCGGCCAUGCCGUGCACAAGGUGCCGCGCUCAGCGCUGGCCGGCAAGCCAUUGACGCAGCCACCGCUGCGGGCCGACGACUCGCUGCUGCUGCCGCUGCUGCUGGUGCUGGCGCUGUGCUGCGCCACCGGCUGCGCUCUGAUGGUGCUGCUCCGCCGGCUGUGCCCUGGCGGCGAGCUGGCCGAGACGCAGCGCCCCCUGGAGGAGGCGCAGCGCCGCCUGUUCGCCGUGUCGCGGUGCGUGGCGCAUAAGUCGGUCGCUUCGCCGAUAGAUGUCGUUGCAUUUGCCGGCGUUCACCAGCCGCGCAACGUGUAGGGAAGAGUGAGACAGAAUGAAUGAGCAGCGAAUGUGUGCUGUUUUGAUAUUACGUGUGUCUUCAUAUGGGACAAUUUGUAUGUUAGCUGCUUUAUCGGCUAUGAUGACAUGCUGUAAUUAUUUCGUGCGGGAUGGCUCGCGUUCUCCGCUCGGUACCACGAGUUCCUACAGUGUUAGCGAUGUGUUUGUUCGUUAGAAAUAUUUCAGCUCAGUGUUAAGCUAACACGGUGGUGUGAGCGCUUUGUACCUCCGCCUGGGUCUGCAGCCCAGCGCGCGGCUAACCUGCGACCAUGUGCCGUCCAGACGCGGAUUUUACCAUGCAUGUCAAGUAUGUUGAUGCUUCGUACGCAGCUCAGAGGCGCCAUGCCCGGCCUCUCCGCGCCCAUAGUCACCAGCCAUUCUGAAUGAGACCCGGCAGCGCUCCUCCAUCCAUCUUCACCGGCGUCUCCGGCCGUCUCCAAGCACCGCUCCCAGGUGUUGACAAUGCGCUCGGCCGGACGGCGAUUCGGGUCACCGUUGUGUGGCGAUUAUCUGUGAUACGCGCAUAUUCAUGAGUGGUGUCCCGCGCGGCCCGGCGAGCGUGCGUGACCGCCGCCUGCCGCGCGCCGCGCACUGUACAAAUACGCCGCGGAUCUGUGAAUAAUACACGGUCGUUGUCGCUCGCA